Messenger RNA from Cyprinus carpio (common carp), 14101 nucleotides. RefSeq names its product low density lipoprotein receptor-related protein 1Aa. Lineage: Eukaryota; Metazoa; Chordata; Actinopteri; Cypriniformes; Cyprinidae. Gene Ontology annotation, molecular function: calcium ion binding; protein binding. The record is from RefSeq and is a predicted model, not a curated record.
CACAUUUCGCCCAAUCUGUGUUACCAGCAGCAACAGAGAGAAUCGGCUCGCAUUCAUAGGUGUCAUUGGCACAGAGCGGAGCGCUGGCUGUCAUCCUCAACAAAGGAAUGGUUUGAGCGCACUGUCUCCAUGGUGAUGCCGUGUAUUAGACAUAUAUCAUCCAUAGGUUGUGCCAUGCAUUCAAGGAAUACGUGAAUAGUGUGUGCCAGAAGAAGCCUUUUGCGCCAGUGUGCGCAUUUGGAGAGGCGCAUCAGCCGUGAUCAGACUGCAGCUUUACUGGAUCGUCCGACCUUGCGUUUGCAUUUAAUUUGGCUCUUUUGUUCCCAGCCUUUUCUUCUGCUGAUAUAUAAUGUUGCGCUUCACAGAUGGCAGGCUGCUUGUCGGAUUGUUCUUUUUGGGUUUUUUGCACAGUUUUGAGGUGGUUCUUCCAGCAAGGGCAAUAGAUGCUCCAAAAACCUGCAGCCCCAAGCAGUUUGUUUGCAAGGAUCAGGUGACGUGUAUCUCAAAGGGUUGGCGUUGUGACGGGGAGAAGGACUGCCCGGACGGAUCGGACGAGACCCCAGAUGUCUGUCCUCAUAACCGUGUGUCCCAGUGUCCUCCUAAUGAACAUCAGUGUCUGGGUUCAGACUUGUGUGUUCACAUGAGCAAACUGUGUAACGGUGUCCCCGACUGCACUGAUGGAGGAGACGAGGGACCGCACUGCAGAGAACUGGCGCUCAACUGUACUCUCACUGGUUGCCAGGACAACUGUGCUGUCACACGCACUGGCUCCAUGUGCUACUGCAAGAGCGGCUAUGAGAUCAGCCAAGAUGGAAAGACCUGUAAAGAUUUUGAUGAGUGUACGGUGUACGGCACCUGCAGUCAGACGUGCACAAACACAGACGGCUCGUACACCUGCUCCUGUGUGGAAGGUUAUCUAGUUCAACCAGACAAUCGCUUCUGCAAGGCCAAGAAUGUGCCUGUGGAUCGUCUCCCCGUGUUACUGAUUGCGAACUCUCAGAACAUCCAGAUCACGUCUCUGAGUGGCUCCAGCAGCCCGUCACUCUACAUAAGCACAAAACAGACCACAGCCAUGGACUUCCUGUACGCGCAGGAAACAGUGUGCUGGAUCAAUGUGGGCGACUCCCCCGCGGGCACACGACUAAAGUGCGCUAAGAUAACAGGACUCAAGAGCUUCACAGAUGAGAGAACCAUCAACAUCUCCCUCAGCUUACACCAUGUAGAGCAGAUGGCAAUAGACUGGCUCACAGGAAACUUCUACUUUGUUGAUGAUGUGGAUGAUCGAAUCUUUGUAUGCGAUAAAGAUGGAACCACAUGUGUGACACUGUUGGAUCAAGAACUCUUCAACCCUAAAGGCAUUGCUCUGGACCCAGCUAUGGGAAAGGUUUUCUUCACCGACUACGGGCAGAUCCCAAAGGUGGAACGUUGUGACAUGGAUGGACAGAACCGAACAAAGUUGGUGGACAGUAAAAUUGUCUUUCCGCAUGGCAUCACCCUGGACUUGGUCAACAGAUUGGUCUACUGGGCUGAUGCUUAUCUGGACUACAUCGAAGUUGUGGACUAUGAGGGCAAAAACAGACACACCAUCAUUCAAGGCCUGUUGAUUGAGCAUCUUUAUGGUCUCACAGUGUUUGAGAACUAUCUAUAUGCCACAAACUCAGACAAUGCCAACAUGCAGCCUAAGACCAGCGUGAUCCGCGUCAAUCGAUUCAACAGUUCAGAUUAUCAGGUGGUCACCCGUGUUGACAAGGGAGGAGCUCUACAUGUUUACCACCAGAGACGACAACCCCCUGUGCGGAGUCACGCCUGUGAGCCAGAUCAGUUUGGAAAAGCUGGAGGUUGUUCAGACAUCUGUCUGUUGGGCAACAGCCACAAGAGCCGGACGUGUCGCUGUCGGUCUGGCUUUAGCCUGGGCAACGAUGGCAAAUCGUGCAAGAAGCCUGAGCAUGAGUUAUUCCUGGUGUACGGCAAGGGUCGUCCAGGCGUUAUCCGUGGUAUGGACAUCAACCCUAAAAUUCAGGAUGAAUAUAUGAUCCCCAUCGAGAACCUGAUGAACCCUCGAGCUCUGGACUUCCAUGCACAGAGUAACUUCAUCUACUUCGCUGAUGCCACCAGUUAUCUGAUUGGCCGACAGAAGAUUGAUGGCACGGAAAGAGACAUCAUUCUUAAAGAAGGUGUUUUCACUGUCGAAGGAAUCGCUGUUGACUGGAUGGCCAAUAAUCUUUACUGGACAGAUGAUGGUCCCAAGAAGACCAUCAGUGUUGCUCGGCUCGAGAAAGCUUCUCAGACCAGGAAGACUCUCAUUGAGGGCAAGAUGACCCAUCCUCGAGCUAUUGUGGUGGACCCUCGACACGGCUGGAUGUACUGGACUGACUGGGAGGAGGACCCAAAAGAGAGCAAGCGUGGGAAGAUUGAGAAGGCCUGGAUGGAUGGAACCAACCGGAACGUUCUGUUGACUUCUAAGACUGUUCUGUGGCCCAACGGCCUGAGUCUGGACAUUCCUCAGGGCAUCCUGUACUGGGUGGAUGCUUAUUACGACCGAAUCGAGAUGGUCUAUCUCAACACCACUGCACGGAAGACGGUUUAUGAUGGACAAGAGCUAAACCACGCCUUUGGCCUGUGCCACUACAAACACUUCCUGUUCUGGAACGAGUACCGCAGCGGCAGCAUCUAUAAACUGGACCAGAACACCAAAACAGUCACUUUGCUACGCAACGAACGGCCACCCAUCUUUGAGAUCCGCAUGUACGAUGCCCAACAGCAGCUAGGAAGUAAUGUGUGUAGAGCCAAUAACGGCGGCUGUAGUAGUCUGUGUUUGGCCACUCCCACAGGCAGGUCAUGUGCCUGCGCUGAGGAUCAAUUACUGGAUCCCGCAGACAAUACCAGCUGUAAAGGUAAUGUACACUAGCAAAAUAUCCCACCACCGCAGUGUCAGCCGGGAGAGUUCGCCUGUAAGAAUAACCGCUGUAUUCAAGACCGCUGGAAAUGUGACGGGGAUAAUGACUGUCUGGAUAACAGCGACGAGGCGGCUGAACUGUGCCAUCAGCACACAUGCCCUGCAGACCGCUUUAAGUGUCAAAAUAACCGCUGUAUCCCAAUGCGUUGGCUGUGUGAUGGAGACAAUGACUGCGGCAAUGAUGAAGAUGAGUCUAACACCACAUGCUCAGCUCGGACAUGUCCUCCCAACCAGUACUCGUGCGCCAGUGGCCGCUGUAUUCCCAUCUCCUGGACGUGUGACCUGGAUGAUGACUGUGGGGACCGCUCCGAUGAACCUCCAUCCUGCGCAUACCCAACCUGUUUCCCGCUCACUCAGUUCACCUGCAAUAACGGACGCUGUAUCAACAUCAACUGGCGCUGUGAUAACGACAAUGACUGUGGUGAUAACAGUGAUGAAGCUGGCUGUAGUCAUUCAUGCUCCAGUGCUCAGUUUAAAUGUAACAGCGGUCGCUGUAUACCCGACUACUGGACCUGUGACGGAGACAACGACUGUGGUGACUACAGCGACGAGACCCAUGCCAACUGCACUAACCAGGCAACCCGUCCUCCCGGUGGCUGUCACACGGAUGAGUUCCAGUGUCGUGUGGAUGGGUUGUGUAUUCCCCUCCGAUGGCGGUGUGAUGGAGACACUGACUGCAUGGAUCUGAGCGAUGAGAAGAACUGCGAGGGUGUAACACACAUGUGUGAUCCAGCAGUAAAGUUUGGCUGCAAGGAUUCUGCGCGGUGUAUCAGUAAGGCUUGGGUAUGUGAUGGUGACAGCGAUUGUGAAGAUAACUCUGAUGAAGAUAACUGUGAGGCGCUGGUGUGUAAACUCUCCCAUCAUGUGUGUGCUAAUGACACCAGUAUUUGUCUGUCCGCUGAGAAACUGUGUGAUGGCAAAGAUGACUGUCCUGAUGGCUCCGAUGAGAAACUCUGUGAUCUUUGUUUUGUUUUUAAUGGUUGAUUGAGUUGUUACUGUACAGUGGCUCCGGGUGAGGGCAUUCUGUGCUCGUGCCCACUGGGAAUGGAACUGGGCACUGACAACAAAACGUGUCAAAUCCAGGGUUUUUGUGCGAAACACCUGAAGUGCAGCCAGCGCUGUGAACAGGACAAGUUCAAUGUGAAGUGUUCCUGCUAUGAUGGCUGGGCCCUCGAACCUGACAUGGAGAGCUGCAGGAGCACAGAUCCAUUUAAACCAUUCAUCAUCUUCUCCAACCGUCAUGAGAUCAGACGGAUUGAUCUUCACAAAGGAGACUUCAGUGUGUUGGUGCCAGGCCUGAGGAACACCAUCGCACUCGACUUCCACCUCAACGAGAGCUCGCUCUACUGGACUGAUGUUGUUGAGGACAAAAUUUACCGUGGAAAGCUGUCAGAGAAUGGUGCACUGACAAGUUUUGACGUGGUGAUCCAGUAUGGAUUAGCUACUCCUGAAGGUCUGGCUGUAGACUGGAUUGCCGGAAACAUCUACUGGGUUGAGAGUAACCUAGACCAGAUCGAAGUGGCCAAACUGGACGGGACCAUGCGCACUACUCUACUAGCUGGAGAUGUGGAGCAUCCGCGGGCCAUCGCCCUGGACCCCAGAGAGGGAAUCCUAUUCUGGACAGACUGGGAUGCCACAAUGCCCAGGAUAGAGGCUGCAUCCAUGAGUGGACAUGGCAGACGCACCAUCCAUAAGGAGACGGGCAGCGGAGGAUGGCCCAACGGACUGACUGUGGACUAUCUGGAGCGCCGUAUUUUGUGGAUUGAUGCCAGAUCUGAUGCGAUCUAUUCAGCCAAGUAUGACGGGUCGGGACUGAUUGAGGUGCUCAGAGGACAUGAGUAUCUCUCGCAUCCGUUUGCUGUGACUAUGUUUGGAGGAGAGGUUUACUGGACAGACUGGCGGACAAACACACUGGCCAAGGCCAACAAAUGGACUGGAAACAAUGUCACUGUGGUUCAGAGAACAAACACACAACCUUUCGACCUGCAGGUGUACCACCCAUCUAGACAACCGCAAGCGCCAAACCCGUGUGCUGCUAACGGUGGUUUGGGUCCAUGUUCUCACCUGUGCUUGAUCAACUACCAUCAGACCUUCUCCUGUGCCUGCCCACACCUCAUGAGACUGAGUGAGGACAACCACACCUGCUACGAGUCGCGUCAGUUUCUGCUGUACGCCCGUCAGAUUGAGAUAAGAGGAGUGGACAUCUAUAAUCCAUACUACAACUACAUCAUCUCCUUCACUGUCCCUGACAUCGACAAUGUCACGGUUGUGGAUUAUGAUGCUCUGGAGAAGCGCAUCUAUUGGUCUGAUGUUCGGACUCAGACCAUCAAGAGGGCCUUCAUCAAUGGCACAGGAAUAGAGACGGUGGUGUCUGCAGAUAUUCCCAACGCACAUGGUCUGGCCGUGGACUGGGUGUCACGUAAUCUCUUCUGGACCAGCUAUGACGGCAAUAAGAAACAGAUCAACGUCGCCAGGCUGGACGGCUCCUUCAAGAACGCUGUUAUUCAGGGCCUGGACAAACCCCACUGCCUCGUGCUGCAUCCCAUACUGGGGAAACUGUACUGGACUGAUGGAAAUAAUAUCAGCAUGGCCAACACUGAUGGCACGAACCGUACUGUGAUCUUCACCAAUCAGAAAGGACCAGUGGGUCUGUCCAUAGACUACGACAAGGAGCACCUGUACUGGAUCAGCUCAGGAAACAGCACCAUUAGCCGCUGUAAGCUGGACGGAUCAGGACUGGAGGUGUUAGAUGCGGUCAAAAGCAAACUGAACAAAGCCUCUGCGCUGGCAAUCAUGGGGGAUAAGCUGUGGUGGGCAGAUCAGGGCACGGAUGAGAUCGGCACCUGUGAUAAGAGUGAUGGAGGAGACUGGAAGGUCUUGAGAAACAGCACGUCUCCCAUGAUGCACAUGAAGAUCUACAAUGAGACCGUGCAGACAGGUUCAAACAUGUGCAGUAACAACAAUGGUGACUGCUCUCAGCUGUGUCUGCCCACGUCUCCCACCACCCGCUCCUGCAUGUGCACCGCAGGAUACAGCCUGAGGAGCGGACAGCAGUCCUGUGAGGGUGUGGGCUCUUUCCUGCUGUACUCUGUUCAUGAGGGCAUCAGAGGAAUCCCACUGGACCCUGCUGACAAAUCCGAUGCCCUUGUACCGGUCUCAGGAACAUCACUCGCCGUCGGGAUUGAUUUUCAUGCCGAUAAUGACACCAUCUAUUGGGUUGACAUGGGUUUGAGCACCAUUAGCAGAGCUAAGAGAGAUCAGACGUGGAGAGAGGACAUCAUCACUAAUGGCAUCGGCCGUGUUGAGGGCAUCGCUGUCGACUGGAUCGCUGGAAACAUCUACUGGACAGACCAGGGCUUUGAUGUGAUUGAGGUUGCCAGAUUGAAUGGCUCGUUUCGAUAUGUGGUCAUCUCCCAGGGACUGGACAAACCGCGGGCCAUUACCGUACAUCCUGAGAAAGGUUUUGUGUUUUUGAUGGAUUGGUGAAGGUGUCCACGCAUAGAAAGGUCUCGUCUGGAUGGAUCUAACAGAGCCGUGCUGGUGAACGUCAGCAUUAGCUGGCCCAAUGGCAUCUCCAUUGACUAUCAGGAGGGUUUGCUGUACUGGUGUGACGCGCGCACUGAUAAGAUUGAGCGCAUUAACCUGGAGACGGGUGAGAACAGAGAGGUGGUGCUUUCCAGCAACAACAUGGACAUGUUCUCCGUAUCUGUGUUUGAGAGCUACAUAUACUGGAGCGACCGGACUCAUGCGAAUGGUUCAAUAAAGCGUGGCAGUAAAGAUAAUGCAACUGAUUCGGUAAGUCUGAGGACAGGCAUCGGUGUCCAACUCAAAGACAUCAAGGUCUUUAACAGAGCGCGACAGCAAGGAACUAACAUCUGCAAGAACAACAAUGGCAGGUGCCAGCAGCUGUGUCUUUACCGUGGUAACGGACAGCGAACGUGUGCUUGCGCUCACGGAAUGCUAGCCGAGGAUGGUCAGAGUUGCCGUGACUACGAUGGAUACCUGCUGUAUUCAGAACGUACAAUAUUAAAGAGCGUGCACUUAUCAGACGAAUACAACCUCAAUGCACCAAUCAAACCUUUUGAAGAUCCCGACCACAUGAAGAACGUCAUUGCACUAACGUUUGAUUACCGUGGAGGAGGUGGAAAAGGAGCCAAUCGUAUCUUCUACAGUGACAUCCACUUUGGAAAUAUUCAGCAGAUCAAUGAUGACGGGUCAGACCGGAAGACAGUGGUCGAGAAUGUUGGGUCAGUGGAGGGGUUGGCGUAUCAUCGGGCCUGGGACACUUUAUUCUGGACCAGUUACACCACGUCCACCAUCACCCGUCACACUGUGGACCAGAGUCGCUGGGGGGCUUUUGACCGGGACACUGUAGUUACCAUGUCAGGAGAUGACCACCCACGGGCUUUCGUCCUGGAUGAAUGUCAGAACUUGAUGUUUUGGACCAACUGGAAUGAGCAGUCACCUAGUAUCAUGCGCGCUCAGCUGUCUGGAGCCAAUGUCCUGGUGAUCAUCGGCAGUGACGUCCGUACUCCCAAUGGACUCGCCAUCGACCAUCGUGCUGAGAAGCUCUAUUUCUCGGAUGCUACGCUUGAUAAGAUUGAGCGCUGCGAGUAUGACGGCUCCCGUCGUUAUGUGGUUUUGAAGAAUGAGCCAGUGCAUCCUUUUGGUUUGGCCGUGUAUGGUGACCACAUCUUCUGGACAGACUGGGUGCGCAGAGCCGUCCUCAGAGCCGACAAAUAUGUUGGAGGAGACAUGAAGGUGUUAAGAGCUGAUAUUCCACAACAGCCAAUGGGGAUCGUCGCUGUGGCCAAUGACACAAAUAGCUGUGAGUUCUCGCCCUGUCGGGUGAAUAAUGGAGGCUGUCAGGAUCUGUGUCUGCUCACAUCAGAUGGACGGGUCAACUGUAGCUGCCGUGGAGAGAGGAAACUGCUGGAGGACAACACCUGCAUAGCUCAGAACACGUCGUGCAGCAGUAUGGAUGACUUUGAGUGUGGGAAUGGAGACUGCAUCAAAUACACGCUCACCUGUGAUGGCAUGGCCCACUGCAAAGACAAGUCAGACGAGAAGCAGUCCUACUGCACUAACCGCGUGUGUAAGAAGGGAUAUAAGCGCUGUGUGAACGGACGCUGUGUCGGCCACAGUUCCUGGUGUAAUGGGCGAGAUGAUUGCGGGGAUAACUCUGAUGAACUCUUCUGUAAUGCAACCCUGUGCACGGCAGAUCAGUUUCAGUGCAGAGAUGGAUCAUGUGUGUCAAACUCCAGUCGCUGUAACCAGGUGCUGGACUGUGAGGACGCCAGCGAUGAAAUGAACUGCUCGGCCUCUGAUUGUUCCAGUUAUUUCCGUCUGGGUGUGAAAGGUGGGACCUAUCAGCGGUGUGAGUUCACUACACUGUGUUAUGCUCCAUCAUGGAUCUGUGACGGCGCAAACGACUGUGGAGACUAUUCAGAUGAGAGGAACUGCCCAGAUAAGAAAAAGAGAAAGUGUCCAUCAAACUUCUUUGCUUGUCCGAACGGUCGCUGUAUCCCUAUGAGCUGGACCUGUGACAAGGAGAAUGACUGUGAGAGUGGAGAUGACGAGGUGCACUGCGAUAAGUUCUGCUCAGCGACGCAGUUUGAGUGUGGGAAUCAUCGCUGUAUUUCCAGCAGCUGGGUGUGUGACGGGGCGGACGACUGUGGAGAUGGAACAGAUGAGGACAGCAGAUGCAAAAAUAAAACGUGCAGUGCGGACGCGUUCCACUGUCCAGACUCACACAAGUGUGUCCCGCAGCGCUGGGUGUGUGACGGAGACAGAGACUGUCCGGAUGGAGCUGAUGAGAGCUUGAAGGCCGGCUGUGUCUCUUCCAACACAUGUAAAGCGGGAGAGUUCAUGUGCCAGAACAGACAGUGCAUCCCCAAACACUUCGUGUGUGACCACGACAAAGACUGUGGAGACGGCUCUGAUGAGUCUCUGGAGUGCGAGUAUCCUGCAUGUAAGGCCAGUGAGUUCCGCUGUGAUAAUGGCCGCUGUCUGAUCCAGAAAUCCUGGGAGUGUGACGGAGAGUUUGACUGUCACGAUCACUCAGACGAAGCUCCCAAAAAUCCUCACUGCAACGGUCCUGAAAAGAAAUGUAAUGACACGGCGUAUGCAUGUGGGAACGGUAAAUGCAUAAGUGAGACGUUACUGUGCAAUCGCAACGAUGACUGUGGCGACGGUACAGAUGAGCUGAACUGCUUCAUUAAUGAAUGCCUGAACAGUAAACUGAGUGGCUGCUCUCAGCUGUGUGAGGACCUGAAGAUCGGAUUCAAGUGCAGAUGCCAUCCUGGCUUUAGACUGAAGGAUGAUGGGAAGACGUGUGUAGAUGUGGAUGAGUGCUCCACCACGUAUCCCUGCACACAGCACUGCAUCAACACACACGGCAGCUUCCGCUGUGUGUGUGUAGACGGCUUUCAGCUCAGCGCCUCCGACCCCACCAUCUGCAAGUCCACCUCCGAUGAGGAGCCCUUCCUCAUCUUUGCUAACCGGUAUUACCUGAGAAAGCUCAACUUGGAUGGCUCAAACUACACACUUUUAAAGCAGGGUCUGAACAAUGCUGUUGCGUUGGACUUCGACUACAGACAGCAGAUGAUCUAUUGGACAGAUGUGACGACUCAAGGCAGUAUGAUACGACGCAUGCACAUCAACGGCAGCGAUGUUCAGGUUCUCCAUCGUACGUCUCUCAGCAACCCUGAUGGUCUUGCUGUUGAUUGGGUCGGGGGUAACCUGUAUUGGUGUGAUAAGGGGCGGGACACUAUUGAGGUGUCGAAGCUGAAUGGUGCAUAUAGGACAGUGCUGGUCAACACGGGACUGAGGGAACCCAGAGCCAUAGCUGUGGACGUCCGCAAUGGGUACCUGUACUGGUCUGACUGGGGUGAUAAUCCUCACAUCGGCCGCAUUGGGAUGGAUGGCACCAACAGAAGUGUGAUCAUACAGGACAAGAUAACCUGGCCCAACGGUCUCACUCUGGACUUCAUCAAUGAUCGCAUCUACUGGGCAGAUGCCAGAGAGGACUACAUUGAGUUUGCCAGCUUAGACGGAUCCAAAAGACAUACAGUUUUGACUCAGGACAUCCCGCACAUAUUCGCCAUGACUCUUUUUGAGGAGUACAUCUACUGGACCGACUGGGAGACCAAGUCUAUCAACAGAGCUCAUAAAACACAGGGCACCAACAAGACCAUGCUGAUCAGCACCUUACACAGACCCAUGGACGUCCACAUCUACCACCCCUACAGACAACCAGAGGUCACAAAUCACCCGUGUCAGACAGACAAUGGCGGCUGCAGUAACUUGUGUCUGCUCUCUCCGGGCGGAGGUUAUAAAUGUGCCUGUCCCACAAACUUCUACCUGUCUUCUAGCCGGUGAUGGUGAAUGUUGAAUUUCAAAGUCAGCCAGUUUGUCUGCAAGAAUGAUAAGUGUAUCCCGUUCUGGUGGAAGUGUGACACUGAGGACGACUGCGGCGACCGAUCCGAUGAGCCUGCCGACUGCCCUGAGUUUAAAUGCAGACCAGGUCAGUUCCAGUGUGGUACUGGGAUCUGUACAAACCCAGCAUACAUCUGUGAUGGAGACAACGACUGUCAGGAUAACUCUGAUGAGGCCAACUGCGAUAUUCAUGUGUGUUUGCCCAGUCAGUUUAAAUGCACCAAUCCCAGUCGCUGUAUUCCUGGAAUAUUCCGCUGUAAUGGCCAAGACAACUGCGGGGAAGGAGAGGAUGAGAAAGACUGCCCGGAGGUGACGUGUGCUCCUAACCAGUUCCAGUGCACUAUAACCAAGCGGUGUAUCCCGCGCGUGUGGGUGUGUGACCGUGAUAAUGACUGCGUUGAUGGAUCUGACGAACCCGCUAACUGCACUCAGAUGACAUGUGGUGUGGAUGAGUUCCGCUGUAAAGACUCUGGCCGCUGUAUCCCAGCUCGCUGGAAAUGUGACGGAGAGGAUGACUGUGGUGAUUCUUCGGAUGAACCCAAAGAGGAGUGCGAUGAGAGGACGUGUGAGCCGUAUCAGUUCCGCUGUAAAAACAAUCGCUGUGUACCCGGCCGCUGGCAGUGUGACUAUGACAACGACUGCGGGGAUAACUCGGAUGAGGAUAAGUGUGUGCCCAGGCAGUGCUCUGAGAGCGAGUUUGCCUGCACCAGCGGCCGCUGUAUUGCUGGCAGAUGGAAGUGUGAUGGAGAUCAUGACUGCGCUGAUGGGUCUGAUGAGCACGGCUGUGAUGUGAAGUGUGAUAACGACCAGUUUCAGUGUAAGAACGGUCACUGUAUCCCAUUCCGCUGGAGGUGUGACGCCGAUGCCGACUGCAUGGAUGGCAGCGACGAGGAGAACUGUGACACUGGAGUGGGUCGAUUCUGCCCUCUGGAAGAGUUUCAGUGUAAUAACACUCUGUGUAAGCCGCUGGGCUGGAUGUGUGACGGUGAGGACGAUUGUGGAGACAAUUCAGAUGAGAAUCCAGACGUGUGCAGAGUUUUUGUUCCAGUGUCUAAACAAUGUGACGGUGUGGACAACUGUGGAGACAACAGUGAUGAACUCAACUGCCAAACUCCUGCGCCUGCGGUCUGUGGAAAGGGUGAGUUUACAUGCAGCACUGGAAAGUGUAUAAGCAUUAACCUGCGCUGCAAUUUCUUCAACGACUGUGAAGACUAUGGCUCUGAUGAGAUCAACUGCAACAAGAAAAAUUCGGGUCUAAAUGAAUGCCGUAACAACCACAGUAUUUGUGAAGAUGAAGGUCACUGUGUGGUGAACGGAACCGACUCGUUCUGCUCCUGCAAACCUGGCUUCCAGAAAACACACCCGCAAACCUGCACAGAUGUGAACGAGUGCAAGCAGUUCGGGAUCUGUUCUCACAUCUGUAACAACACUAAAGGCUCUCACAAAUGCAGCUGCUCCAAGAACUUUGUCAAAGUGAACAACACCUGCAAGGCUGACAGCAGUGACAAACAGGCUCUGUACGUGGCAGAUGAUAAUGAAAUUCGCAGUUUGUAUCCUGGAAUGCAAAACUGGAUAUAUGAACAGGCCUUCCAAGGAGAUGCCAAUGUACGAAUCGACGCCAUGGACCUGCACAUCAAAUCCAAACGGAUCUUCUGGACCAACUGGCACACCGGCAGAAUCUCAUCCUUCGAGCAGCCUUCUGCUGCACCCGCCUCUCCGAACUCAAACCGCAACCGAAGACAAACCAAUUCCAGAGUUACUGAUCUAGAGAUCCCUGGCCUGAAGAUGCCUCGUGGGAUUGCUGUGGACUGGGUGGCCAACAACAUUUACUGGACGGACUCGGGUCGUGAUGUCGUCGAGGUGGCGCAGAUGAACGGACGCAAUCGCAAGACCCUCAUCUCGGGCAUGAUUGACGAGCCCUACGCCAUCGUGGUGGACCCACCGAGAGGAACCAUGUACUGGGCCGACUGGGGAAACCACCCUAAGAUCGAGACGGCCGCUAUGGACGGCACCAUGAGAGAGACGCUGGUGCAUGAAAACAUCCAGUGGCCCACAGGUCUAGCUGUGGAUUACUUCAAUGAGCGUCUGUACUGGGCGGAUGCCAAACUCUCUGUUAUCGGGAGCGUCAGACUGAAUGGAACAGAUCCGCUCAUAGCUGUCUCCAGUGUUAAAAACAAUUUGCACCAUCCUUUCAGUAUUGACAUCUUUGAGGAUUUCAUAUACGGUGUGACCUAUCACAACAACUUUGUCUUCCGCGUCAACAAGUUUGGCAAGAGUGCAGUGGAGCAUCUGACCACAGGAAUGAACCAUGCCACAGAUUUGGUCCUCUACCACCCUUACAAACAGCCAGAGAUGACCAACCCAUGUGACAGGAAGAAGUGUGAGUGGUUGUGUCUGCUCAGCCCCAGCGGCCCAGUCUGCAUGUGUCCAAACGGCAGAAUACUGGACAAUGGCACCUGCGUGGAGGUUCCCACCCCAACACUGUCCCCUGUCUCUCCAAGUGGCACCUGUAAUCUGAUGUGUCUAAAUGGUGGAACUUGUGUCCUGAAUGCCAGAAAACAACCCAAGUGUCGCUGUCAGCCCAACUAUGGAGGAGAGAGAUGUGAGCUAAACCAGUGCAGAGAGUACUGCCAGAACGGAGGAACGUGUACCGCAUCACCCACUGGAGCUCCGACUUGCCGAUGUCUGGCAGGCUUCACAGGACCCAACUGUAACCAGCGCACAUGCGAGAACUACUGUAAGAAUGGAGGAAACUGCACAGUUAAUCGUGGAAACCAGCCCACCUGCAGCUGCCCUGCAGACUUCCUGGGAGAUCAGUGCCAAUAUCGGACAUGUGAUGGAUUCUGUGAUCAUGGAGGGACAUGUAUGCAGUCCAGCGAUGGGUCGAGACAAUGUCGCUGCCCUCCACGCUUCAUUGGCAAUAACUGUGAAGUGGACAAGUGUCACUAUUGCCGUGAUGGAAAGUGUAUUCCCACCAACAUCAACCAGCCACAUGGAGACGUUACAUGCAGGUGUACCAGUGGCAGAAUCCAGCCGAGCUGUUAUACAUGUGAAGGAUACUGUGCUAACGGGCAGUGCUCUCUAAGUGCCACAAACUUCCCACAGUGCAAUUUUGUUAAUUUGUUUUUACUGAUACUGCUGGUGUUGCUGAUUGGAGGAGCAGUAUUAUGGUACAGGAAAAGAAUGAGAGGAGCCAAAGGCUUUCAGCAUCAGAGAAUGUCAAAUGGCGCUAUGAAUGUUGAGAUUGGAAACCCAGCUUAUAAAAUUUAUGAAGGAGAGCAAGAUGAUGACGUUGGAGAAUUGUUGGAUGCUGACUUCACACUGGAUCCUGACAAGCCGACCAACUUCACGAAUCCUGUGUAUGCUACUCUGUACAUGGGAGCUCACAACAGCCGCAAUUCCCUGGCCAGCACAGAUGAGAAGAAGGAGCUGCUAUCACGGGGCGACGAGGAGCCCCUGGUGGAACCCCUGGCUUAGACUGUCCAUCAGUUUGGUCCAUACAUGGAAAAUACCAUUUGCCUUUUUGAGAAAAAGAUUUAAAAAAAGCAGAAAGAAAAUCAAUGAUUAAGUGUUAACACUGUAUAAAAUGUACAAAAUGAAGGACUACUUUUGUAUGUGAUUGCAGUAUUAUAUUUUGUUCUUUUACAAUUCCUCUGGUCACAACAAAACAUCACAACAACAAAAGAUACAUUUUUUUUUUUUUAAUUA